UGUUUAUCUUGGAGAUGGUACCCUCAGGGCAUCAUCCUCAAAGGAAGGCGAUCAUUCUAGCAGCCAGCAUUCCUUCAGCACCUUCUGUGUGCCAGGCCCUGCUUGAGUGCUUCACCGCAAGGACCUUGUCUAGUCCUCACACCCACCCGAUGCAGGAGGGACAACCCCAUCUCCAUUUUAGAGACAGGACGCUGAGAAGCAGAGCAGUGAAAUGACUUGCCAAGGAAGGCUGGGACUCAAACCAGGUCCGUCUGUCCUCAGAGCCUCUCAUUUCUAAGGAGCCGUCAGGAGGAAAGGGAGGUGAAGUUUUCUGCGUGGUUCUCAAGGGCCCUGGCAGCGGGUAUGCCACCACGCCGACUGCCAGCAGCUGCACCGCCGGGGACCCCUCAACCUCUGCGAGGCCUGUGACAGCAAGUUCCACAGCGCCAUGCAUUAUGAUGGGCAUGUCCGCUUUGACCUGCCCCCUCAAGGCUCUGUCCUGGCCCGGAAUGUGUCCACCCGGUCAUGCCCGCCACGUACCAGCCCUGCAGUGGACUUGGAGGAGGAGGAAGAAAGCUCUCUGGAUGGCAAAGGGGACCGGAAGAGCACAGGCCUGAAACUCUCCAAGAAGAAAGCCAGGAGGAGACACACAGAUGACCCGAGCAAGGAGUGCUUCACUCUGAAAUUUGACCUGAACGUGGACAUCGAGACGGAGAUUGUACCAGCCAUGAAGAAGAAGUCACUGGGGGAAGUGCUGCUGCCCGUCUUUGAAAGGAAGGGCAUUGCAUUGGGCAAAGUGGAUAUUUACCUGGACCAGUCCAACACACCACUGUCCCUCACCUUUGAGGCCUACAGGUUCGGGGGACACUACCUGCGGGUCAAAGCCAAGCCAGGGGACGAGGGGAAGGUGGAGCAGGGCGUGAAGGACUCCAAGUCCCUGAGUCUGCCAAUCCUGCGGCCGGCUGGGGCCGGGGCCCCUGCCCUGGAGCGUGUGGACCCCCAGAGCCGCCGAGAGAGCCUGGACAUCCUGGCCCCUGGCCGCCGACGCAAGAACAUGUCGGAGUUCCUGGGGGAGGCCAGCAUCCCGGGACAGGAGCCCUCCACGCCUGCCAGCUGCUCUCUGCCUGGCACUAGCAGUGGCGGCAGUGGGGGCAGCGACAGCUGGAAGAACCGGGCAGCCAGUCGCUUCAGCGGCUUCUUCAGUUCUGGCCCCAGCACCAGUGCCUUUGGCCGGGAGGUGGACAAAAUGGAGCAGCUGGAGAGCAAGCUGCAUGCCUACGGGCUCUUUGGGCUGCCCAGGCUGCCCCGGAGGCUGCGCUUCGACCAUGACUCAUGGGAGGAGGAGGGGGAUGAGGAGGAGGAGGACGAUGCCUGCCUGUGGCUGGAGGACAGCUGGCGGGAGCUCAUUGACGGUCAUGAGAAGCUGACCCGGCGGCAGUGUCACCAGCAGGAAGCGGUGUGGGAGCUCCUGCACACGGAGGCCUCCUACAUCAAGAAGCUGCGGGUGAUCACCAACCUGUUCCUGUGCUGUCUCCUGAACCUGCAAGAGUCGGGGCUGCUGUGUGAGGUGGAGGCGGAGCGCCUGUUCAGCAACAUCCCGGAGAUCGCGCGGCUGCACCGCGGGCUGUGGGCCAGCGUGAUGGCCCCGGUGCUGGAGAAGGCGCGGCGCACGCGGGCACUGCUGCAGCCCGGGGACUUCCUCAAAGGCUUCAAGAUGUUCGGCUCCCUCUUCAAGCCCUACAUCCGAUACUGCAUGGAGGAGGAGGGCUGCAUGGAGUACAUGCGCGGCCUGCUGCGCGACAGCGACCUCUUCCGGGCCUACGUCACGUGGGCCGAGAAACACCAGCAGUGCCAGCGGCUGAAGCUGAGCGACAUGCUGGCCAAACCCCACCAGCGGCUCACCAAGUACCCGCUGCUGCUCAAAUCGGUGCUGAGGAAGACAGAUGAGCCUCGCGCCAAGGAAGCCGUCAUCACCAUGAUCAGCUCGGUGGAGCGUUUCAUCCACCACGUGAACGCCUGCAUGCGGCAGCGACAAGAGCGGCAGCGGCUGGCAGCCGUGGUGAGCCGCAUUGACGCCUACGAGGUGGUGGAGGGCAGCAGCGACGAGGUGGACAAGCUCCUGAGAGAAUUUCUGCAUCUGGACCUCACAGCGCCCAUCCCUGGCGCCUCUCCGGAGGAGACUCGACAGCUGCUGCUGGAGGGGAGCCUAAGGAUGAAGGAGGGGAAGGACAGUAAGAUGGAUGUCUACUGUUUCCUUUUCACGGACCUGCUCUUGGUGACCAAGGCAGUGAAGAAGGCUGAGAGGACCAAGGUCAUCAGGCCACCACUGCUGGUGGACAAGAUUGUGUGCCGGGAGCUUCGGGACCCUGGCUCCUUCCUUCUCAUCUACCUGAAUGAGUUCCAUAGCGCUGUAGGGGCCUACACAUUCCAGGCCAGCGGCCAGGCUUUGUGCCGUGGCUGGGUGGAUGCCAUUUACAAUGCCCAGAACCAGCUGCAGCAGCUGCGUGCACAGGAGCACCCAGGCAGCCAGCAGCACCUGCAGAGCCUGGAAGAAGAGGAGGAUGAGCAGGAGGAGGAGGAAGAGGAGGAAGAGGAGGAGGAAGGGGGGGAGAGUAGUACUUCUGCUGCCAGCUCCCCCACCAUCCUGCGCAAAAGCAGCCACAGCCUUGACUCCCAGCACUGUGCCUCGGACGGCUCCACGGAGACCCUAGCCAUGGUCGUGGUGGAGCCUGGGGAGACGCUGUCCUCUCCUGAGUUCGAGGGCGGCCCCUUCAGCUCCCAGUCGGAUGAGACCUCUCUCAGCACCACCGCUUCUUCUGUCACGCCCACCAGUGAACUGCUGCCCCUGGGCCCAGUGGAUGGCCGUUCCUGCUCCAUGGACUCCGCCUACGGCACCCUCUCCCCGACGUCCCUGCACGACUUUGUGGCCCCAGCCCCUAUGGCAGAGCCAGCACCCCGGCCCCCAGAAUUACCACAAGCCCCUUCACCUCCACCCUCGCCCCGCCUCUGCCGCCGAAACCCUGUCCAGCUGUUGCCCCGGCUGCCCCACCUGCUCAAGUCCAAAUCUGAGGCCAGCCUCCUCCAGCUGUUGUCAGGGGCCACCACCCCUGGAGCGCCCCAAGCCCCCAGCCGCAGCCUGUCGGAACUCUGCUUGGCUGCUACAAUUCCUGACACUAGAACCCAGGGCUCCCCUCAGGAAGCUGGGCCCAGCUGGGAUUGCCACGGGGCACCAAGCCCUGGCAGUGGCCCCAAGCUGUCAGAGCUGGCGUGCAAAAUCAGCUGCUCAGCUAGAGAGCCCGAAGAAGCCUCCAGGAGGAGCAGAGAGCUGCCCUCGGGGGCCUCGCCCAGGGUUCAGCCUGAGCCCCCGCCAGGGAUCUCUGCCCAGCACAGGAAGCUGACGCUGGCCCAGCUUUACCGAAUCAGGACCACACUGCUGCUUAACUCCACGCUCACUGCCUCGGAAGUCUGAGCAGAGGAGGGUCCUCAAGGGUGCCACUCACCAAGGGACAACAGACAGCAUGCCUCCUGGGACAUGCCAGCCCCUGGUCCAGCUGCUGCCUUGUGUGCGCCCGAGCCUCAGUGCCGGCCAGGACCCCUGCCACCGCCCUGGGGCCCAAUUUGCACUUUGCCAGACUGGAUGGAAGUGGAGGAGGGCUCAGCAGAGCCCCAGGCUGCAGUACCCCCUCAGGACUGCCUCCCGAGGGCCACCACCUUCACUAACCUGCCCCUGGCCCCUACCCCCAGCAGGGCCCCUGCCCACUAGUCCCUGAGGUCACCAGAUCCAGCCCUCCAGCUGGGCUCCAGGGCAGUCCUUCCCACCUCCGCCCUCAUCUGGCCCCAAAUGGGAUAUGACCCUGUCCUCACCGACUCCCUCCCAGCCCCGCUGGCCACCCCAGGCUUGGGUUGGGCUCUGUUGCAUAUUUAUUGAGCUUUUGAUUCUUUUAUAAAGACUUGUAUAUACUCCA
Molecule: messenger RNA, 3944 nt
Organism: Equus quagga
Lineage: Eukaryota; Metazoa; Chordata; Mammalia; Perissodactyla; Equidae
Gene: PLEKHG5
Product: pleckstrin homology and RhoGEF domain containing G5
Exons: 21
Coding region: 428-3448 (1006 amino acids)
Biological process (GO): Rho protein signal transduction; endothelial cell migration
Cellular component (GO): plasma membrane; axon; endocytic vesicle
Molecular function (GO): guanyl-nucleotide exchange factor activity
Source: RefSeq, a predicted model, not a curated record